AGCAACAAAUCCAGCACGCCCAAAAUUUUGAAAUUACCCUAAUAAAUUAUCCAAAAGAAGAAAAGAAAAUAAUAAAGAUUUAAUUGAAAUUAAUAAUAUUUGAUAAGUAUCAAGUCCACACGCUCCAAAAAUUGCUCCAUCACAAUUUUCCCCCCUCUCUCUCUCUCUAGAAACCGGCGAAUCUGUAAUCUGAAUGGCGUCCCCACGCGAGGAAAAUGUGUACAUGGCCAAGAUGGCCGAGCAGGCCGAGCGCUACGAGGAGAUGGUUGAGUUCAUGGAGAAGGUCGUCGGUGCCGUCGACGGCGACGAGCUGUCCGUGGAGGAGCGAAACCUUCUAUCCGUUGCCUACAAGAACGUCAUCGGCGCCCGCCGCGCCUCCUGGCGGAUAAUCUCCUCCAUUGAGCAGAAGGAGGAGAGCCGCGGCAACGACGCUCACGUCUCGGCCAUCAAAGGCUACAGAUCCAAGAUCGAGGCCGAGCUCUCCUCCAUCUGCGACGGCAUUCUCAACCUCCUCGACUCGAAGCUCAUCGGAUCUGCAGCCAGUGGAGAUUCCAAGGUCUUCUACUUGAAGAUGAAGGGCGACUACCACCGCUAUCUGGCGGAGUUCAAGACAGGAGCUGAGCGCAAGGAAGCAGCAGAAAACACGCUCUCCGCGUACAAAUCCGCUCAGGACAUUGCUAAUGCUGAGUUGGCUCCAACACAUCCAAUCCGACUAGGACUGGCACUCAACUUCUCAGUCUUCUACUACGAGAUUUUGAACUCUCCUGACCGAGCUUGUAAUCUCGCCAAACAGGCUUUUGAUGAGGCCAUUGCUGAGUUGGACACUCUCGGAGAGGAUUCAUACAAGGAUAGCACCCUAAUCAUGCAGCUUCUACGCGACAAUCUAACUUUGUGGACUUCAGACAUGCAGGAUGACAUAUCUGAAGAGAACAAGGAAGCACCAAAGCCUGACAAGGAGUAACUCUUUCUCAGAUUAGUAUAUUUGGGGUGUUCUACCAUUUUCUGAAAAAAGGAAUGCUUUUUAUUGAUGAUUGUCUAGCUUGAUGAUGAUCACUUGUUUGGUGGCCGCCAUUUAGACAUCUUUAUGGUUUUCCAACUUCUAUAACAGUUAUAUGGAAUACUAAUGAUGUUUGUGCUUGGCUUGCUUAUAUAAUUGAUAUUUAUUUGUCAUUAAGGAAAAAAAAAAUCGUCUAUUGUGUAUAUUGUAUAUCCUUGUUUUGGAUUGCCUUUUAGAUGAUUGAACAUGGUGAGUGCAGAAUGGUCAUAAAUCAUGAUGCUAGACCAGCCUGUGCAGCCUAACAUUUGCCUUGUUAUGAGACCACCUUUUGACUUGGAUGUAUGAGUGCUAAUUUUAUCUUUCAUGUCAAAUGACA
Molecule: messenger RNA, 1373 nt
Organism: Striga asiatica
Lineage: Eukaryota; Viridiplantae; Streptophyta; Magnoliopsida; Lamiales; Orobanchaceae
Source: the annotation of a GenBank genome assembly